AUGACGUCACAGGUCAGCUCUCUCAUAGGUAACACCACAGCGGAGAGACCGGUUAAAGCGAACAGGGGUUGCGCUUUAACCCAUCCUAUUGUUUAUUAUUUUCACCCCACUUUCUCUCCAUUUUCGUUCCAAGCUGGCACACUUUGGAUAAGAAUCGUCGAAUUGAAUCGGUUUCGGGAACGGAAAAUUUUCGCGGCGGCUUGGAACGUGUGCUACAUGGCAUAACCGGCGGCGGCAGUCAAAAUAAUAGGUGUGCGGUUUUCAUACGUGUCACUAUAGGGAAGACUGCCUGAAUACAGCACUGACGGUGAUCAUAUGCUAUCGGCUGCAAGUAUACGGCGUUUACAGCUGUGAAUGGGAAAAGGAUUUGCCCUCGAAGCGGUUCUACAAGAAAGGACUGCACCUUGCAUUCGGAGACACAUCUAAUCCAGUAACCAUGACCCUGGAAGCAACACACCUCCUGGCCGCUGCGAGCGGGUUCCUCGGCAUGCUGAUGAUCUACAAGUUCAUCAGUCCCCGGGUGGUGCCGCUCUGGUUCCCGGCAUACCAUGCGCUGCCCUGGGAGAAGCAGAUACAGGUCAACGAGAUCUUCAUGGCGGGAAGUCACUCCGUGGUCGUCUGCAUCUCCUCCUGGGUGGCGUACUUCACUGUGGAGGAGCUCAAGCCUACUACACUAUGGUAUGACUGUGCGUUAACCAGACACACCAGCGCCUUUUUCUGGGGGUACAGUAUCGCAGACCUGUUGUUGAUGAUCUGCCACCCACAUUUCGGAGACGUGUAUUUCCUGAUGCACCACGUGGUGUCUCUCAUCGCCGGGUACCUGGGAAUGGCCAGCAUUUCCAUACCGUACUACGUGAAUGUGUUCCUAAUGAUGGAGUUAACCAACCCGUUUGUGAACUUCAGAUUCAUGCUGAAGGCGCUAGGUUACCCUGAGAAGAGCCUGCUGUUCUCCUGCACCGGUGUGCUCAUCUUCAUCACGUGGUGGAUCGCUCGCCUCGGUCCCAUCCCGAUCUACGCCUACCACAUGGCACAGCUCAUGAGCACAGGGGGCUUCUUCAAGAUCGAGUUGUCCAUGCAGCUGACCAGUGUCCUAGGAUACGCGUUUUUCACGGUCCUGAACCUAGCAUGGUUCCGUGUGAUCAUCAAGCUCUUCCAGCGUGAAAUCCGGGGACUGAUCCAACAGGGGCAUUCCAUGGCUAAGAGAGUACAGCAGGAAACCAACAGCAAAAAGGGUGGUUAAAACGGUAGAAUUCUACUCUAGAGUAGAGUAGAGUAGAGUACAGUCAAACCUGUGUGCGGUGAUCAUCCAAAGAGUCACAAUAGAUGAUUAUAAACUCUCCAAGCGGAGGUUUAAUAGGCUCGUUUUAUGUCAUUUUAGGCUUUUUGUCGACCUUAAAUGGUACACAACAAAGCCUGGAAAAUACUUUGAAACAAGUCACUAAGACUAAACUCUGUUUGAAGAGUAAACAUAGACAGGUGGCCACUAUAUGGACAAUAUUCUUAUGCCCUGAGCCAAUUGGAAAGAUAAUCUACAUGUAAGGAACUACCAAAAAGUGGCCAUAAACUAGCGAUCACUACUACAGGUUUGACUGUAUGUAUCGUUUCCCCUUCUUUGCUGUAAAAUUCUGUACGUAACUCUGAGAAGGUGCUCUGUAGGGACGACCAAAAUCUCCAGCUGUUUUGGAGCUGAAACUUUCAACAAAUUGAGGAAGUCGCAUUAGAUAUAUGUAUAUGUAUGCAUAUGUAUCUGUAGGCAUGGUUGUACUUUUCACGUGGGUUAUGGCUAAUGUAUUGUUGCAUUUGGUACAUGUGGUUCUCUAGUACAGAAUGUCAGAGAUGUUGCGUCCAAAGCCUAAGGAUAUAGACUGCGAUGAUGCGCGAUUUAACAUGUACCAUCAUGUUAACGUUGUCUAAUGCUGGUGAAGAUUUGCCUAGAGGCACAGAAACGAUCUUCUUGGCAUUAGAAAAUUUGGCCCAUAUUGCAUCGCGAAUCAUUGCUACGUAUACCCUCCAAAAUAAAUGCCAUCGGUCCUAGAAGUGUAUGAAGGAAGUUAGCCAAACAGUGCGUCGUACCAGAGAAAAGCACACACUGACUUUCAAACUACCACUUUCUACUAUGAAGGUGCUGGGUUUUCGAAUUCAGACAUAUGGAUUUUCAUGUAGUGAUAUAAAAACUUUUUCUAAACUUCUCAAUAGGAUUCAGUGAACUGUCAGUAGAGCUAUUUUAACUGUUGUCGGUGACACGCUUUUCGUGUACGUUGUGACUAGUGAUGUGAAGGUAUAUUCAUCAUUGACAUUUAAUAUACUGUACUUGAUUAAUCAUGAUCAAGCACAUUACAAUUCAGCCCUUACAGAAAUUACAAAAGCUAUCCAAUUUAACUAUCUGGAAAUGUAAAAUAUAGUUAUUUAUUACAGAUUUUUGGAAUAUAAUAUUUGUAAUUGGGUUAUUCAUUAUCACUCUAUAAUUGAGGAGGAAAACCCAAGCCAUAUUUGCAUCUGCUACUAGUGUAAGGGAAUGCUCCUUACUUAGAUCAUUGCUUCUCAAACAUGUAAGGAAAAUGUCUUGAAGGUAUCUUCAGAUUUGAACUUUAGAACUCUUUGCCAUAUUAGUGAGUUCUUUUAAAUGGUCAGUAGUGUGGAAUGUGUAUGUAAAAUGAUAUGUCGCAUUUAUGAAAAUAACUAUAUUUAGGAAUAUGCUGUGUGGCAAUAUGAAGGGUAUUACAAUGUAUAUGUAGCAAGAUUUCAGAUGCAGGUCAACUUUUGAAUGGAUUAACUCUAGCCCUAUGUGGGGUAUGGUUUACGAAACAAACAGUAUUAUUAUCUUUUUUAUUUUCUCCUCCCUUUCUUUGAAUGCAUAGAUUUAUAUGCUGCUACUGAUAGGUGCAUUCAUAUAUUUGGUAUCAUGUUGGAAAAAAAAUCGAAAAUUUUGAAGGAUACUAGGAAACCCUACCACUACAAGAGUGUUAAUUUUAAAUUUCAAAUGCUUCACUUCAAAAAUCUUACAAUCCAACUUGACACUAACUGAUAUUAACUUUAAGUUUCAAAUGUCAUUAGAAACAUUCUUCCCAUUUCAAUACUACCAUUUCAAAGUGUCAUAGUAUUGAAAAUUGGUAAAGAUAUUCUUUAGAUUUUUGAAAUCAAACUUUUGGGUCUUACAAUGGUUUUGUGUCCAUGAUAUUUUUACUAAUUAAGAAAGGUGCAACGGAAGAAACGUUAUCAGUGUUAUAAAAAUGUGACUUUUUCCACUAUUUAUGGUGACGCGGGAAUAGACGGAACAUGCUUUCUUGCCAUCAAUGUGGUAGAUGCAUUCCUGUCAUGAACUCUGUACUUUAAGUACUAGACAUAUAGCUGCAGCAUUUACCUGUGUUUGUAGAAGUAUCAAUAAAAAAAUUGAACCAAAUAUACAAUAGACAAAUUCUGCAUAACACAACUUCACAGGAGCAGUGGAUUGACUGGUAAGCAUAAAAUUUGUGUCUGUUCACUUUCUUGUGUUGUAGUACUUGUAGGUUACAAUUCAACUUUGACUCAAAGAAUUGUAUUACAAAUAUUUGUACUUGGAAAUGGUUUAAAAUUCUAGGGUCUCUGAAGAGCUGAAAUAAGAACUUCUAUCACAGCUAUUGUAUCUUAAUACAUAUUUAUUAUCAUUAAUGGCUAUCGGUAAAUGUGACAUGAAAAAAGUCUCUACAGGGUUUGCUCUUGCGGAACAGAAGCAUCUGAAGCCAGUCUGUGGUAUUUGAGCAGUACACAAUGUCUGUAUUGGUAUGAGGGAUGUCAUUGGUGUGCUUAUCAAUAAACAGUUGU
This is a messenger RNA of Branchiostoma floridae (Florida lancelet), 3801 nucleotides long. RefSeq names its product TLC domain-containing protein 4-like. Gene Ontology annotation, cellular component: membrane; endoplasmic reticulum. The transcript is spliced from 9 exons. Gene Ontology annotation, biological process: lipid homeostasis. Lineage: Eukaryota; Metazoa; Chordata; Leptocardii; Amphioxiformes; Branchiostomatidae. The coding region runs from base 437 to 1240 and encodes 267 amino acids. The record is from RefSeq and is a predicted model, not a curated record.